CCUGUAAGUGCAGUUGCAGGGCAGUGGCCUGGCCCGGGGCCCUUUGGGGAGGUCGGGAAGUUGGAGAACACUCUGGCCUCCUCCAUCAUGUCGGCCAAGAGGGCUGAACUGAAGAAAACAAGCCCGAGCAAGAACUACAAAGGAGUUUGCCUAGAUCUGAAACCAGAGCCGACCAAAAUAAGAAGUUACCUUGAGGCCAUGUCAACAGUGAGGCCUGAGAUCCGUGGGGAGGCCACUUGGAGUCAGGGGUCUUUCACUGCACCUGGUGGCCAAGACCUGUCCCAGACAUACGACUACAAAGGAGUGAAGCAGGAAGGACCGUUUGCCAAGACCGAAGUGACCCGGGAGCUGAAGAAUGAACUCAGAGAGGUGAGGGAAGAGCUCAAGGAAAAAAUGGAGGAGAUAAAGCAGAUAAAGGAUAUAAUGGACAAGGAUUUUGAUAAACUUCAUGAAUUCGUGGAAAUUAUGAAGGAGAUGCAGAAGGACAUGGAUGAGAAGAUGGACAUUUUGAUGAACAUCCAGAAAAACAAGCUUCCCCUUAGAAGAGGACUCCAGGAACAGCAGGACCCCGAGCUGAUGGCAAAGAGUGACACAGACCCCCAGUUGAGGCUCAAGAAAUCCGAGGGAGCCGACAGGGUGCCACUGGCUCUCCCCAAGACAAUGGCACCACAAAAAUCGAAGAAGGACUCGCUGGCUGCCCCCCAUCAGUGUAGCAGCUGCUGCAAAACAUCCCCGCCAGGCCUGGGCACCCUUUUCACCCUUGGCAUCUGGAGCUGCUUUCUGAUUUACGUGUACCUCAGCCUCAGUGACAUGGAGUAUGUGCAUCCGACCUAG
Molecule: messenger RNA, 834 nt
Organism: Ochotona curzoniae (black-lipped pika)
Lineage: Eukaryota; Metazoa; Chordata; Mammalia; Lagomorpha; Ochotonidae
Gene: TEX35
Product: testis expressed 35
Exons: 8
Coding region: 88-834 (248 amino acids)
Source: RefSeq, a predicted model, not a curated record